CACAACACACUCUUAACCAAAGGUCAUAUCUCUCACACAUCUGAAGGGCUCAAAGCUUCCAGGAAGUACAUGCAGUAAAACUCAUCUGCUUCAGGGAGCAUCUGCUCAGAAGCGCAUGGGAUGUCAGGGGCGACAGGCCUCUCUGGGUUUUGCCGUUCCCCUCCAUCAUGAUCAACACCUACCAGACCAGCGUGGCGCUGCCUCAGGCGCCUCCACCGGUGCCUCCUCGCCUUGGCAGAUCUCAGCCGGUCCUCAUCCCAGCUCCUCUUCCUUCACCAGGCCAAAGCAAAAGUCUUCUGCGCUUUUUGGUUUGUGUGGUGGUGCUGCAAUUGUUCCUAUCUGUUGUAGGAUUUUUUUAUCUUUACUACAAUGAAAGACAAAUUUCACAAGCAACCUACUCCUCGCCACAAAGAAGAGUUGGUGCUCCCCCCAUUGGAAAACAGGAAACAACCUACAGAGCCCUAGCAUCCAUGGUAGUGAAGAAUUCAUCCACUCUAUACGGGGAUCGAUCUGGUUAUAUCGAGUGGGACAUGCAGCACUCAGUUUUUAAGAACAUCAACUACUUCCACAACAGCUGGCUGACUAUCCUUGAGCCUGGCAUCUACUUUGUCUACUCCAAGGUGACAUUCUCCAAGGGAAGCUCCAUCACCCCGCUGGUCAGCUUGGUCAAGCUGAGGAAGAGCGAGAAGGAAGAGGAGAAAUCAGUGAUGAUCGCCUACUGCAGCCUGAACAACGAUAUGAAAUCUGGGUCCAACCCUCAUAUGUGCACAGCCACACAGCAGGACAUGAUUGAGCUGGAAAGAGGAAACCAGCUCAGCAUCUGGGUGGAGGACCGCUCACUUGUGGACUAUGAUAUCUCUGCAAUAAGCUUUGGGAUGUAUAAGGUGUAGGACCCACAAUGCACCAGGACUCCAAAAGAGGGAUCUGCGACUAUGGAUGGGAUAUAGAUACUAAGAAUACUCAAAGGAGUGGAUCAACGAACCUUUUUUGUGACAUAGACACAUUUACAAACUAUAAUUUAUUAAAUAUAUUGUGUCCUUAUUUGUUUUGUCAAUGAUUACUUUAUAUUUAUUAAUGUAAGAUGAAUUAUAUUUAAAAUAUUUUUGUAUACAAUCUAAAAUAAUCUGUUUGGCUUUUUUUUUUUUUGUCCAUUUCAAGAAUCAACAUCCUUGCGGUUUAAAUUUAGGAUUGCAGUUACAGCGGGCUCUGGUAGAAUAUUUCUUCAGAAGAAAACUGAGCAUUUGAGAGUGAAAAAAACCAACACUUUUUAAUGACACAAAGCAGAUAAACUGCUUCCUCUUGCUCAGAAUGAACCACUGUGGUUUUGAUUUUCUAGGGCAGCCAACAAAAACCAAAAAUGCCCUAAAGAUGGAAAGCAUCUCUAGAAAUCUAAUGAGGCCAUCUUUGUUUGUCAUUGGGUAAUAUUUUCCCAUUAAUUGGCAACUUCAUUUAGGUUUACAAAUUUAUUCUUUGACUUUCUAAAACAGAGAAGAACCACGUGGGAAAAACAUAAAAAACAGCCUGGUAGUUUUUCCUGCUGAAGGGUUUGCUGGAUGGCAGCAGUUCAUGGAGAUGAUGUGAAAAGCUUCUGAGACUAUUCAGACAUCUGUUCAAGGAGCAGCUCUGAAGCAGAUCCAGGAAACUUUAGAGACCCUUGUCUUGUCUGUAAUACCGCAUCAUUGCCCUCAAAUGUUUUAAUUCCUCCUUCAGAUUUUCAUAUAUCCCCAGUGCUCCAUUUUGGUUGACAUGACUUUUAGAGCAGCAAGGCACGGCGUUGGAAGGAACUUGAGCAUUUUUCUUUAGCUUUGAAAGUUAUGUCAGUGGUGCUUCAAUCAUGUUUCCUACAGAUCUGCAAAAACGGACAGAGCAAGCAAAGGGACUGUAUUCACUGCAAUUACAGGAAUUUGGGCAAGCAUAUCCCAGCAGGAUAAUUCCAUGCUGCACAGAGAUCCUUUAAAACGCUUGAGAUUAAUAAAACAUUUAUUCCAUGUGUUAAAAAACAAUUAUAAACAUUUAUAUAGAGAGUCAUUACGAUCAUGUUAGAAUGCCCAGGCUCAGAAUGUCUUAUUUCACUGUAAAACCGAACUAGAAAUAUGUCAGCAUUUCUUAAAUUAAGUGUAUAUACCCUUAAUUUGAGUAGGUAAAAAAGAUGAUCUGCCAA
Molecule: messenger RNA, 2161 nt
Organism: Cyprinodon tularosa
Lineage: Eukaryota; Metazoa; Chordata; Actinopteri; Cyprinodontiformes; Cyprinodontidae
Gene: cd40lg
Product: CD40 ligand
Exons: 4
Coding region: 168-890 (240 amino acids)
Biological process (GO): immune response
Cellular component (GO): membrane
Molecular function (GO): tumor necrosis factor receptor binding
Source: RefSeq, a predicted model, not a curated record